AUAACAGUAGUCAUUUUGUAAGAAAAUAAAACGUAGAGAAUAAAAACUACAAGUUCAUUAUUAUAUUGACACCGAUUCUACGUGUACAGUAGUAAAAAGUACUUAAGACUGCGGCGUUUUUGUUCAUCAAUUUAAAAAUGUUUAGGUUAUGGUCAAUUUGGGCGGCCAUCUUUUCCUGUGCGCUAUUUGUAGCAGGAAAUGUAACCAACAGCAAUAAAGAAUACAAUUGUGUUACUCGAGAGUGUUUCAUAGACAAUAUAAAAUAUGCACUCGAUCUGAUGAAAAAUAUGAACGAUAGUGUUGACCCCUGCGAAAAUUUUUACGAAUACGCUUGUGGUAAUUUCGAUGAUUUACCUCAUGCACCUAAAAUAAUGAACCGUUUUCAGGAAUCAGUACAAAUUAUGAGACGAACAUUGGACGCAUUUAUUUUCGAUCCAAAAUCAUCAAAUAAAUCUAAACCUUUCAAUUUUAUGUCGAAUUUCAUGGUCGCUUGCCAAGAUCUCAGCCAUAAUAAUGACUAUACAUAUCUCGACGCCAAAGAAGAUAAAUUAGACUUUUUGAAAGAAGUGAUUUUGAAAUUAGGCGGGUGGCCGGUUAUAGAAGGCGACAAAUGGAAUGAAACUGAUUUUGAUUGGAUACAAUUUGUUCGUAAAUCAGAAUCCAUCGGUUAUUUUAUCGGUCAAACUUUUUUCAAUUUCUUUGCUAAUUACACCGAUUCUGAUAGUCCAGUAUCAUUUAAUUUGAAUCCACCGUUCUUGGAGCUCUCAUGGAAUGGUCCUGCCUACUACAAUUAUAUGAUCAAUGUUGCAAAAUUUUUGGGAGCUAAUGAAACCCGAGCUAAAAUAGAUCUUAUGGAAGCAUUUAAAUUCGAAUCACAAAUGUCAGCUGCAGCUUCGAUAAUAGGAAACCCAGAGAUAAACUCGAUGUCGGUUGAAGAAAUAGAGCGAACAUGGCCAAGCAUAAAUUGGUCUGAAUAUUUUAGUAAUCACUUGCAUCCCUAUUUUUCUGUUGAAAACAAAACUCUUAUAAAUAUUUCGAAUACAAACUACAUCAAAAAAUUCGAAACGCUCAUAAACACAACUUCUAAAAGAGCCCAAGCAAACUACGCCAUUUGGAAAAUAAUCGAAUUCUCGAUUCCUUUAACAAAAUCCGUGACUCUGUACAACUUUGCCAAAACUUACGGGACUUUAAGGCAGGCUCCUGACACCAACUUACAUUACUGUAUUGCUGAAGCUCAGUUAUAUUUGUCAAAACUUGCACUAGCUAACCUCGCACGCAGCCACCCAAUCGACCCGAAAGCCAGGCGUAGUGCUCACCAAAUAUUUUCAAAAAUUAAGAAUAAAUUUUUGGACGCUUUGAAAUCUGAUACUUCAAAGUCCCAAGCUAAUGAAGAAAUAAUUAAGAAAAUAGAGAAUGUAAAGGUUGUUUAUGGUUACCCUGAUGAAUUGCUGGACGAUAAAAAGUUAGAAGAAUAUUUUAGAGGUCUUGAAAUUACCAGAGAUAAUUACUUGGCUAAUUUUUUGAGUAUUCAGACACAUCACACCAAAAUGAGUCAAAGAAUGAUGAGUAAAUCGCAAGAUGCGUAUGACUGGAAGGAUAUUCUUUCAGCUAUGAACUCAAAUCCAGUUAUAAUGUCGCUUUAUCAUCCACAUGGGAAUUUUAUCGAAAUAUCGUCAGUGCUGAGCAAUUUCUUCAUUAACACUAAUCGUCAUAAUUAUACGAACUAUGGCGGGAUCGGGACUAUCAUUGGUAGCCAAUUGGCCACUAUAGUUGAUAUUUUAAGGAAGUCAAGUAAAGAUUAUCCAAGCAAUAAUGUGGAUAAUUGUAUCCUUGAGCAGUACAACAAUUACAUCGGAGGAAACGGAACCAAAGAAAAUAGUUCACUCUUCCAGAACACCAUCACCACUCAACAAGUAGGUCUCAAAUUUGCUUACUUAGCUUACCAAGAGUGGGUUAAUGAGCAUGGAGAGGAACCAAAAUUAGCUAAUCUAUAUUCGCCCAAUAAAUUGUUUUGGUUAUCACACGCAAAUGCGCAUUGCGCACCGAAAUCUUUGCAGCAGUUGAACAUCACCGGAUUUUUGACAUUUGAUAAGCAGAUUAAUUGGGGAAUUUCAAACAUCCCACAGUUUUCUAAUGACUACAAUUGUCCUCUAGGAUCUUCGAUGAAUCCCAAAAACAAGUGCAUCGAUCUCUAAUGGAAAAUUACUCGAUCACAACUUACUGUCAUAAAAAAUAUUGUUUUGGCAAUAAAAUAAGUUAUUAAUAAAUUGCAUUUAUAAAAUUUAAAACUUUAA
Microplitis demolitor is the source of this 2294-nucleotide messenger RNA. Its product is annotated as neprilysin-2. Gene Ontology annotation, biological process: protein processing. The transcript has 8 exons. Bases 138 to 2195 code for a protein of 685 amino acids. NCBI's taxonomy places the organism in Eukaryota, Metazoa, Arthropoda, Insecta, Hymenoptera, Braconidae. Gene Ontology annotation, molecular function: metalloendopeptidase activity. Gene Ontology annotation, cellular component: plasma membrane. The record is from RefSeq and is a predicted model, not a curated record.